This is a messenger RNA of Melampsora larici-populina 98AG31, 444 nucleotides long. RefSeq lists its product as uncharacterized. Lineage: Eukaryota; Fungi; Basidiomycota; Pucciniomycetes; Pucciniales; Melampsoraceae. The record is from RefSeq and is a predicted model, not a curated record. The transcript has 2 exons. The coding region runs from base 1 to 444 and encodes 147 amino acids.
AUGCCAUCAACUUUCAAGAAUCGAAACCCUCUACCGACUCAAAAGAGCAAAGCAAACCUGCCCACCAAACAAUCCAAAGCCUCAACAUCGACUAAUGUUAGCCAUCCCAAACGUAAACGUGCUACGCCGGCAAUCCGUAAGAAUCGUCGAGAGGCCAAACUCACCUCUGCUGAGCUUGCCUUGGACGACUCCGAUUCUGAAAACAAACCAACAAGCAAAGCAAACCUGCCCAGCAAAGAGUCCGAAGCUUCAACAUUGACUAAUGUUAGUCAUCCCAAACGUAAACGUGCUACGCCGGCAAUCCGUAAGAAUCGUCGAGAGGCCAAACUCACCUCUGCUGAGCUUGCCUUGGACGACUCCGAUUCUGAAAACAAACCCAGCGGAAGCGGAAGCAUUUUCACUCAAUUUCUAUUUCUUUCGAUCCAAUUCACUUUAUCCGAUUGA